AUGCAUGGAAUACAAUUUUGUCUAAUUUUUACUUUAAUGUUUGUUAAAUUACUAAAAUGCUCUGAUAACCGUAACCGUCUUAUUGUAAAUGGUGAAUACGCGAAAAUAGAAAACUUCCCACAUAGUGUUUUUUUAUACAUGGAUUGUAUUAAGAAAUGGAGAUGCGGAUCGUCGAUUUUAAACCAAAAAAUACUUUUAACUGCUGCCCACUGUUUGGAAUUUUGUGGUAGUGAUGGAAAAAUAUACGCUUUUGCAGGUCACGAAAAUAUAAAUAAGGUAAAUAUAUAA
This is a messenger RNA of Parnassius mnemosyne (clouded apollo), 288 nucleotides long. The record is from the annotation of a GenBank genome assembly. Lineage: Eukaryota; Metazoa; Arthropoda; Insecta; Lepidoptera; Papilionidae.